AUUUUACUGCCGCUGCCGCCUCCAUGCGAGACGCGCUGCGUCUGCCUCUCGUCAGUCUGUGAGGAAGGCCGUCGCCGCGGGCCGUUUAUCGCAAGCCGCGCUUUCGGAUAUCGAGAAGCCGAGGUCUGAAGAGGACACUUGAAUCAUGGGUGACAUUAAAAAUUUUCUGUAUGCCUGGUGUGGCAAAAGGAAGAUGACUCCAGCUUAUGAGAUUCGAGCUGUUGGGAACAAGAACAGGCAGAAAUUCAUGUGCGAGGUCCGAGUGGAAGGAUUUAAUUACACAGGCAUGGGCAAUUCCACCAAUAAAAAGGAUGCACAGAGCAAUGCUGCCAGAGACUUUGUCAACUAUCUGGUGCGAGUUAAUGAAGUGAAGAGUGAAGAAGUCCCGGCUGUUGGGAUAGCCCCACCGCCACCUGUGCUCACUGAUUCACCAGACUCCACUGGCAAUGCUGCUGCUACUGCUGGUGCUGCUACUGCUGCUGCCACCACUACUGCCACCCCAGCUGCAGGGAGUGCUCCACCGCCCAUGGGAGGCCCUCUCCCACCACACCUGGCUCUCCAGGCAGAAAACAAUUCUGCAGCAGGGUCCUCUGGCUAUGGUCCUCCUGUGCCUCCCUGGGACAGGUCUCCUACCAACAUGAAGGAUUACUACUCAAAAAAGGAAGAACAGGAAGUCCAAGCGACUCUGGAAUCUGAAGAAGUGGACUUAAAUGCUGGACUUCAUGGAAACUGGACCUUGGAAAAUGCGAAGGCUCGUCUGAACCAGUAUUUUCAGAAAGAGAAGAUCCAGGGAGAAUAUAAGUACACCCAAGUGGGCCCUGAUCACAACAGGAGCUUUAUUGCAGAAAUGACCAUUUAUAUCAAGCAGCUGGGCAGAAGGAUUUUUGCACGAGAGCAUGGGUCAAAUAAGAAGCUGGCAGCCCAGUCCUGUGCCCUGUCACUUGUCAGACAGCUCUACCAUCUUGAAGUGAUUGAAGCUUAUUCUGGACUCACCAAGAAGAAAGAAGGAGAGACAGUGGAGCCUUACAAAGUCAACAUCUCUCAGGAUCUAGAGCACCAGCUACAAAACAUCAUUCAGGAGCUGGAUCUGGAGAUCCCGCCCCUGCCAGAGGAUCCUUCAGCGCCUGUUGCACUCAAUCUUGGUAAAUUGGCUCACUUUGAGCCAGCCCAGCGCCAGAACCAAGUGGGUGUGGUGCCUUGGUCCCCACCACAGUCCAACUGGAACCCGUGGACGAGCAGCAACAUUGACGAGGGACCCCUCGCUUUUGCUACUCCGGAGCAAAUCAGCAUGGAUCUCAAGAAUGAGCUCAUGUACCAGUUGGAGCAGGAUCGGGACUUGCAGGCAGUUUUGCAAGAGAGAGAAUUACUGCCUGUGAAGAAAUUUGAGAAUGAAAUUCUGGAAGCAAUUAGUCAAAAUUCAGUUGUCAUUAUUCGAGGUGCUACUGGCUGUGGGAAAACCACUCAGGUGCCUCAGUUCAUUCUAGACGAGUUUAUCCAGAGCGACAGAGCGGCUGAAUGCAAUAUUGUUGUGACUCAGCCCCGGAGAAUUAGUGCUGUGUCUGUGGCAGAGCGAGUCGCAUACGAGCGGGGAGAGGAGCCUGGGAAAAGCUGUGGCUACAGUGUGCGUUUCGAGUCCGUCCUUCCCCGCCCGCACGCCAGCAUCAUGUUCUGCACUGUGGGUGUGCUCUUGAGGAAAUUGGAGGCAGGCAUCCGUGGAAUCAGUCACGUGAUUGUAGAUGAAAUCCACGAGAGAGACAUUAACACUGACUUCCUCUUGGUCGUGCUGCGGGAUGUGGUUCAGGCCUACCCCGAAGUUCGCAUUGUUCUCAUGUCUGCUACUAUUGACACCACCAUGUUCCGUGACUAUUUCUUCAAUUGCCCCAUCAUUGAAGUGUAUGGGAGGACUUUCCCUGUACAAGAGUACUUUCUGGAAGACUGUAUUCAGAUGACCCACUUUAUUCCUCCACCCAAAGACAAGAAGAAGAAAGACAAGGAUGAUGAUGGUGGUGAUGAAGAUGAUGCAAACUGCAAUCUGAUCUGUGGUGAAGAGUAUGGCCCAGAAACGAAGAUGAGCAUGUCUCUGUUGAAUGAGAAAGAGACUCCUUUUGAGCUCAUCGAGGCUCUUCUUAAAUACAUCGAGACACUUAACGUUCCUGGCGCCGUGUUGGUUUUUCUGCCUGGCUGGAAUUUGAUUUAUACCAUGCAGAAGCAUUUAGAAAUGAAUUCACAUUUUGGCAGCCACAGGUACCAGAUCCUACCUCUGCACUCUCAGAUUCCUCGGGAGGAACAGCGCAAAGUCUUUGAUCCAGUACCAGAUGGAGUGACCAAGGUUAUUUUGUCCACAAAUAUUGCCGAGACAAGCAUCACCAUAAAUGAUGUUGUUUAUGUCAUUGACUCCUGCAAGCAGAAAGUGAAGCUGUUCACUGCUCACAACAACAUGACCAAUUAUGCCACGGUGUGGGCUUCCAGGACCAACCUGGAGCAGCGCAAAGGCCGAGCUGGCCGAGUACGCCCUGGCUUCUGCUUCCACCUCUGCAGUCGUGCUCGCUUUGACCGACUUGAGACACACAUGAUCCCUGAGAUGUUCCGAACCCCCCUACAUGAGAUUGCCUUGAGCAUCAAGCUUCUCCGUUUGGGAGGAAUCGGCCAGUUCCUAGCCAAGGCCAUAGAGCCUCCGCCUUUGGAUGCUGUGAUUGAAGCUGAGCACACACUCAGAGAGUUGGAUGCACUAGAUGCCAAUGAUGAGCUGACUCCCUUGGGCCGAAUCUUGGCGAAGCUUCCCAUUGAGCCCCGUCUUGGCAAAAUGAUGAUAAUGGGGUGUAUCUUUUAUGUGGGAGAUGCUGUGUGCACUAUCUCUGCUGCCACCUGCUUUCCUGAGCCAUUCAUCAGUGAGGGCAAGCGGCUCGGCUACAUCCAUCGCAACUUCGCUGGGAACCGGUUUUCUGAUCAUGUGGCCCUGCUCUCUGUGUUCCAAGCUUGGGAUGAUGCUCGAAUGGGAGGUGAAGAAGCAGAGAUACGCUUCUGCGAGCACAAGAGGCUCAACAUGGCCACUCUGAGGAUGACCUGGGAGGCCAAGGUCCAGCUCAAGGAGAUCCUCAUUAAUUCAGGCUUCCCUGAAGACUGCCUGUUGACACAGGUAUUCACAAACACCGGACCAGAUAAUAACCUGGACGUCGUCAUCUCUCUCUUGGCCUUUGGUGUAUACCCAAAUGUGUGUUACCACAAGGAGAAGCGGAAGAUCCUCACCACAGAGGGCCGAAAUGCGCUCAUCCACAAGUCCUCAGUCAACUGCCCCUUCAGCAGUCAGGACAUGAAGUACCCUUCACCUUUCUUUGUCUUUGGUGAAAAGAUCCGCACUCGGGCCAUCUCUGCAAAAGGCAUGACCUUGGUCACCCCCUUGCAGCUGCUGCUCUUUGCCUCCAAGAAAGUCUUCUCUGACGGCCAGAUCGUGUUGGUGGAUGACUGGAUUAGGUUGCAAAUCUCCCAUGAAGCUGCUGCCUGCAUCACAGGCCUCCGGGCCGCCAUGGAGGCUCUGGUGGUGGAAGUCACCAAGCGGCCUGACAUCAUCAGCCAGCUGGACCCAGUCAACGAGCGGAUGCUAAAUAUGAUCCGCCAGAUCUCUCGGCCCUCAGCUGCAGGCAUCAAUCUCAUGAUCGGCAGUGUCCGGUACGGAGAUGGGCCCCGGCCCCCCAAGAUGGCACGCUAUGACAACGGUGGCGGCUACGGGAGCAGCUAUCGUCGGGGAGGUGGAGGCUAUGGCUCUGGAGGCUACGGCUCUGGAGGCUACGGCUCUGGAGGCUAUGGCUCUGGAGGCUACGGCAUGGGCAGGGGCUAUGGGGGUGGUGGUGGGGGUGGCGGUUUUGGCGGCAGCUAUGGUGGCUCCAACAACUACAUGGGUGGCUAUGGGGGUGGCGGGGGCUUCCGGGGCCCCAUGCGUGGGGGCUUCCGGGGGGGUGCAGGAGGGGACUUCAGAGGGGGUGCAGGAGGGGACUUCCGGGGAGGUGCAGGAGGGGACUUCCGGGGGGGAAUGGGAGGCUUCCGAGGGGCUGGAGGGUUCCCACGAGGUGGAGGUUUUGGUGGGGGUUAUUUUGGACAAGGAAGAGGUGGGGGCUAUUAGCCACAAGCACAUCGAGACCUUGGCGGAUGCAUGCUACCGAGUGUUCUGGGGUGUCACCGCCACUCCCCCAUUUUUCCCCUCAGCCCAGGGUUCCCAGGUUCUGUGCUUGUAGUUGCUGCAAAACCAAGCAUAUAGGCCCAUUAGUGAUUUUUGUUUAUAUUAUGUAAAAUAAUGAUAGAUAGUACCACAGUUUGUAUUUUUUUUCUUUAAAGUAUUUUCCUGCCUCUUGUUUUAUGAAUAUAGUAGGGAAUAAAGUAUUACACUGAA
Molecule: messenger RNA, 4384 nt
Organism: Suncus etruscus (white-toothed pygmy shrew)
Lineage: Eukaryota; Metazoa; Chordata; Mammalia; Eulipotyphla; Soricidae
Gene: DHX9
Product: DExH-box helicase 9
Exons: 28
Coding region: 146-4117 (1323 amino acids)
Biological process (GO): regulation of mRNA processing; positive regulation of transcription by RNA polymerase II
Cellular component (GO): nucleolus; intracellular anatomical structure; ribonucleoprotein complex
Molecular function (GO): ATP binding; 3'-5' DNA helicase activity; double-stranded RNA binding
Source: RefSeq, a predicted model, not a curated record